This is a messenger RNA of Helianthus annuus (common sunflower), 1358 nucleotides long. Its product is annotated as DNA-directed RNA polymerase III subunit rpc3-like. Gene Ontology annotation, biological process: DNA-templated transcription. Gene Ontology annotation, cellular component: RNA polymerase III complex. The transcript is spliced from 11 exons. Lineage: Eukaryota; Viridiplantae; Streptophyta; Magnoliopsida; Asterales; Asteraceae. Gene Ontology annotation, molecular function: single-stranded DNA binding. Bases 21 to 1202 code for a protein of 393 amino acids. The record is from RefSeq and is a predicted model, not a curated record.
GGUUAUCGUUGAAUCAAAAUAUGGAUAGGUAUAAGGAUAAACAUAAGGCAAGCGGAGAAAAUAGCAGUGCUACGAAUGUGGUACGUGAAAACUUCGGUAAACUUGCUCAGGCCCGUUAUAUUGAAAGGUGCCCUGCGCAUGAACCGUUUCUUGAACCACUAGAGGAAGGUGCAAAGAAACGAGCUAAGUCUAAGAUAGCUGAUGCUACACAAACCUUAGAGGCGCGAUCAUUAGCUGCCGCAACUCCCAUGGAAUCACAGAGAUUUUUAGUUGAGGAAGAUACAUUGAUCGGUGGGGCCCUUGAAGAUAACAAAAAAUCUUCCAUUACAGACAUUGUUGGUGAAAAGCGCAAGCUCGAACCUGAAACAGAGAGUUGGGCAACAAAUGAUCAUAAAGAAAUACUUUGGCGUGUCAAUUUUGAGGAACUUGUACGGCGUCUACGCCAUAAGUCAUGUGUUUCCCGUGUGACGGAACGUGUGGAUAGUGUAGCUGGCAUCGUCCUAAGUGCAAUAUUUGAGGCAAGUAGAAAAGAGGAAACUAGUGUGAAAACAGAAAAAACAGUUCCGCUUCUCUUGGAAACCAUCUAUGAGGAAGCAAUGAAGACUGAAGAAGGUCGAAGUUUGACUUUAGAGCGUGUUCGGGCCGCCCUUGUCCAAUUGGGCUGCGAACUUCCAACAAUCGGGAUUGAUGAAACAUAUAGCAUAGACUUGAAGAAAAUCAUUUUUCAGGCUCAAGCCCAGGAGGUUGAAUCCAUUGUGCUGAAAAAAUAUGGAAGGGAGGCUUACAGGAUAUUCAGGUUGCUAUCUGAACGUGAACGGCGUAUUGAGACAGAUAAGAUAUCCAGCACUACAUUUGUUGAAAAGAAAGAUGCACUGAAGAUUCUUUUUCAGCUAUGGAAAGAUGAUUAUUUGAAUCUUGAGAGAGUUGGAAACGAAGCUCAGAAAAUGGAGAUUAUGUUGUGGGAAUUGAAUAAACGUUCCGUUUGGGAACAAGUUUUAGAUGAUAUGUAUCAUGCUGCCCUCAACUUAAAACUUCGCCUUGUACAUGAGCUUGAUCAUGCACAAGAUUUGCUUAAGGGAAAAAGCUUAAAGGAAGGAGAUGAAGCGGCAAACAUGCGCAAAAAAGCGCACGACAAAUGGAAGGUUCUGGAAGCUUCUUUUAUGAUUCUUGAUGAUGCCAUUAUGCUAUUUCAUGACUUUUAAGUUUUAAGCAUGAUGAUAGACAGCAACCAACCCAGCUUUGUUUUUCAUAAUUCAAUAGGUAUAUAUAUCUAUCUACACAUGUGUUUUCAUUAUUCAAUUGGAUGAACUUUUUGGGGAAUUCUAUGGUUUGGCAAUGUUAUUAUGGUGUAUUCAUUA